AUGGACGGUGCGUAUUCCGUGGCGAAAUGGGCGCCUUGCUUUGGUCUGGGUUCGCCGCCAACUACACGAAACGAAUGCUGCAUGCGUGAGCUUGUCGAUGUCAAGCGGUGCUUUUCUGGCGCAUUCACUGAGCGCGAAUGUUGUUCUCAAGGGUAUGCGAUGCUUUUUGCGGACAGUCCCAGGGAGCCUGUGAGAGCUCAAGGCGACCACCACCCUGCUUUUGCAGAGCAGCAAUCUUCGUGGGAAUCUUGGAUAAAUUCCAGUUCACAGAUCGUGGAAAUGAAGUUGGGCGACAUUUCCCUCGUCCUGCGUGAUUUCAAGUCUUCACGGUUUGGUAUUCACGGCCAGCUGGAUGAACUGCAGAAAGACGACUAUGGAGCCAGCAAAUUAUCGCUGCGGCACAGCGAUGUGGUUCUUGACGUUGGUGCCAACGUGGGCGUGGUUGCAGUUUGGCUCGCCAGGUUGUAUCCCGGCAUUCGCAUCAUUGCCAUGGAGCCGGACCCGACAAAUUUUCGGUUCAUGCUAUGGAAUUUGCAUGCCAACAAUGUCACCGCACAAGUGUGGCCUGUGAAUGCCGGUGCCUGCGAAUCAGGCAACGUUACUUACGAGCUUUGGCCACCCAUACAAGGAGGAAUUCUCAGAAGGAUCGUGCGAUCGAACGUGCCCUGCUUAUCUCUGCAACGAAUCUACAACAUGUUUGCCCUGCAAGAACUGUCGGUCUUGAAACUUGAUUGCGAAGGGUGCGAGUUUUCGUUCAUAACUUCCCAAUCGGCAGAGGGCCCCUUGCGACGCGUCCGCAAGAUUGUGGGGGAGUUUCACGAUCCAAGUCUCGUUAAAUUUUCCGCGAUAUCUGUGGAACAAGCCCUGCGUGCCCACGAGAUUAUGUGCGCACCUGGGAAUCUCGUACUGGGAUGUCACCACCCUGCCUGGCCAUACCAAUGA
Symbiodinium natans is the source of this 942-nucleotide messenger RNA. The record is from the annotation of a GenBank genome assembly. Lineage: Eukaryota; Dinophyceae; Suessiales; Symbiodiniaceae.